This is a messenger RNA of Phalaenopsis equestris, 1302 nucleotides long. RefSeq names its product thylakoid membrane protein TERC, chloroplastic. NCBI's taxonomy places the organism in Eukaryota, Viridiplantae, Streptophyta, Magnoliopsida, Asparagales, Orchidaceae. The transcript is spliced from 14 exons. Gene Ontology annotation, cellular component: membrane. The record is from RefSeq and is a predicted model, not a curated record. Bases 62 to 1216 code for a protein of 384 amino acids.
AUCACUCCACAAUCUCCCUUUGCCGUCUCUCUCACUCUCCUCCAUUUCACCUUUUCCAGAAAUGGCUUCCGCCUCUUUGAUCCACCGCUCGAAUGUUCAAAUUUCUCUGAGAUACGGCUCGGGAAUUUCUAGGGUUCGAACAUCUUGGCCGUCUCCAAUUCAUUUCGCUUCUUCUUCUAUCCGCCAUGCUGCUUUCUCUUUCACCUCGGAUGUUGGAAGUCGUUGUCACUGCAUUCGGUCUCAUCGGAUACAAUGCUUCAAGAAGGCUGGUGAGAAGGACAUCAAACUCGCAGAAGAGUUGCAGUUAGAUGGUAAUCAAUCAUGUGAUGAAGUCAGUAACAUCAAAAAUGCUGAAUCAGAUACUUCUUUAGGUCAUCAAAAUGGUACUAUAAAUCGACAAGCAUCCAUCAGAAUUGUCACAUUAUGUGUUCUUGCAGCUGUUAUAUUUGGUAUUGUUCUAGGAUUAAAGGAUGGACUUGACAAGGCAUCAGAGUUUUUUGCAGGCAGUUAUAUAUUGGAACAAAGUUUAUCAGUGGACAAUCUCUUUGUCUUUGUCUUGAUUUUCAAUUACUUCAAAGUACCAAUGGAGUAUCAGGGUCGGGUGCUUUCAUAUGGUAUUGUUGGUGCAAUAUUAUUUCGUGCUAUAAUUAUCUUGUUAGGAACUGCCUCUAUUCAGAGAUUUGAGGCGGUAAAUUUACUGCUGGCCUUGAUUCUUCUGUUCUCAUCAUAUAAGUUGUUUUCUGCUAAAGAGGAAGAUACUGACCUUGCUGAUAACUUCAUUGUUAGAACAUGCCAGAGGUUUAUCCCUGUUACGGGUCAUUAUGAUGGUGAUCGGUUCUUAACCAUUGAAGAUGGUGUUUGGAAAGCUACACCGCUACUUCUCACUGUUGCUGUCAUUGAGCUUAGUGAUAUUGCCUUUGCUGUUGAUUCAAUUCCAGCAGUUUUUGGGGUUACAAGGGAUCCAUUCAUAGUCUUUUCUUCAAAUCUGUUUGCUAUUUCAGGUUUGCGAUCAAUUUAUGCUCUUAUUUCCGUGAGCAUGUCGGAGCUGAAAUAUUUGCAGCCGGCCAUAGGGGUCGUGUUGGGGUUCAUAGGAGCAAAGAUGAUUUUUGAUUUCUUUGGCUAUCACAUAACAACUGAGGUUUCUCUGGGCUUUGUUGCUGCUAGCAUCAGUUCAGCAGUUCUGUUGAGUAUUCUUGAAAAAUCCAACUCUGAGUAGGAAACUUGUAAGUUCUUCAGAUUCUGUGUUCUUCAAUCUAUUCCUUGUUGUUGUACAAAAUUUGUUCUUUGUUUAAUGUAUUAAAU